AUGCCAUACCUUGUUAUUUGGCCUGUUCUUACUCCGGAUCGAGCAGCCUGCUUAAUUGACAGUUUAUUCGUAUUGCUCAAAGGGCUUCGGGCAGUUCUUCGAACACCAUGUCCACCAAUAAGAGUACCUCGUUCCUUAGCCACUUCUUUUCUGGCGUUGACAAAAGUCAGGGAGACCAAGGUAUUGCAUCGCAUAUUGCGUCGCCAACUACCCAAGAGGAUCUUUCUUUAUCGUCUUCCAAGGACAAAAUUAACACGGGUUCCAGUCAAUCGUUACAUCAACGUGGCGUGGACUGGGGACACAGAGAGCGCCUCUUAA
Messenger RNA from Necator americanus (New World hookworm), 318 nucleotides. RefSeq lists its product as uncharacterized. The record is from RefSeq and is a predicted model, not a curated record. The transcript is spliced from 5 exons. Bases 1 to 318 code for a protein of 105 amino acids. NCBI's taxonomy places the organism in Eukaryota, Metazoa, Nematoda, Chromadorea, Rhabditida, Ancylostomatidae.